Messenger RNA from Penaeus vannamei (Pacific white shrimp), 2999 nucleotides. The record is from RefSeq and is a predicted model, not a curated record. Lineage: Eukaryota; Metazoa; Arthropoda; Malacostraca; Decapoda; Penaeidae.
CAUGUGAACGUGUGAAAAGAAAUCCUACAACAAACUCAACGAAAAGAGACAGAAAACAACACGUUUAAAUCAUCAGCGGAGAGGGAACUCGACUAAAUGAGAUGUAACUUCCGGGAGAUCUCAAGAUGUCUGGAGCUAAGUCGCGUCUCGGCCCGGCCAGGAACUCCUCCCGGCGCCUUCCCAUGGCCACCUUCAGCGCCUUCGUCUGUUUCUUCAUCGCCGUCAUGGCUGCUUCUUCGACUGCCGCGGGAGGAGGAGACCCCAGCGCCCCGAACCAAGAUGCCAUCAACAUUAUCGUCAAGUCCUCAGUCCAUCAACUACUCCUUAUAGUUGACGGCACUACAGUGGCCAACGUGACAUCCACCGAGGAGGACAGGAAGGACCCCGCCGUGUUCUCCCGCUGGCAGGUGACGACGGGGCUGCACGUCCUGGUGCUCAGCCCGAGGGAUGGGAGGCUGCUCUUCAGACGGAUGCUGAUGACGUCACAAUUUGGGCUGUCGCAAGAAAUUCCGAGUCUGUUGAUGUCUUUGACCAGCGGCAACAUCCUCGUCAUUGCAAUCAAGAACGACGGGGCCCUCAACCUGACCCCGACGGCGCGCUCCCUCCUUCAGUCGUUUGGCGUGAAGACCGCCCACGCCCUCCGCUUCCGCAAUAACCUCGCGUGGGUGGGCACGGUGGGCGGGAGGACCUGGGGGGAGGCCGCCACGCCCAACGUCGACGAGAGGGCGAACCACGGGGUCCUGUGGUCCUCCCCCGUGGUCCUCGAGGUGCAAGUUCCUCGACGUCCUUCGGAGUCUUCUUGCUUCCCCACGAGCGAGCCCAGAGAAGCUGCCAGGGCCUCCUUCUGCGCCCGCCACGACGGCUACGGGACCCUGUGCUCCUGCGAGAACCCGGCUCCUCUCACCUACCAUCCUCCUGAGCUAGCAGACAGCACCAUCGACGACGUCCCCCUGGUCAUAGUGGCUGACAACCGACCACCUUAUCUCUACAGGACCCUCGUGACGGUACUCAGGCAGCCCGGAGGACACACUCGAAGGAUUCUUGUGUAUGUACACGGCCACCAUCCGGAGGUUGUCGAGCUCCUUGAACUUCUACAGGUCCCUUACGAGGAGGACCUGGUCGAGGUCGACAGCCAGAUCGAGGGUAAGAUCGCCGAGCACUACCGCAAGGCCCUCGAAGCCGCCUUCUCCCGUUUCCCUGAGGCUCCUAAGGCUAUUCUGCUGGAGGAGGACCUGCUCGUUGCCCCAGACUUCUUCAGUUUCUUCAACCAAACGGCCUGGCUGCUUGACCACGGACUCCAGCCUCGUGUGCGUGAGUGCCUGCCGAAUGACCUCAGCAGCUUGCACGUGGCCCAUGACCCCACUUGUUGCCGCCGCGGUGGAGACCUUACCUGCCUGGGUGGAUGCUCACGAGGCACUGGCGGAGGAACUGCUGCGGGCUUUGGCACGGAAAGAAGAAGGGACCAAGACUGGGACAUAUGGGCGCGCGGGAUGGACGUCAUCGGUGGGCGUGAGUGCGUGGUGCCAGACGUCAGCCGCACUUUCCACAUAGGCCUAUCUGGCGCCCACAACCCAGGCCUAAUUCACGCAGCCUUUUUCUCAGCCAGGCCUAUGCCGGCAGAGAACUAUGUGCAAUUGAAGAAUGUUGAUAGACUGACCUCCGAGAAAUACGAAGAAGACAUCUAUGCGUUACUGGAAGAAGGUCCUCUUUUCCUUGACACGAAACUACAUCCUUGCGACGAGCACUAUUUGCCCCGGAAUAUCACAGACAAACCGGUCGUCAUCUUCAUUGAAAUGAUCACCGGAAUCGACUACUUGGCGUGGAAAUAUUUUGCAAGAUGCCUGGGCGUGUGGGACCAGGACGUGAGAGCCAUGCAUCGGGGUUUGUUUUGGUUCCAUUUCUACGAGACCCAAGUCAUGGUCAUUGGGUAUCCUUAUAGUGACUAUAGCCCCUACAAGCCCCCGCGAAUCGAGGUCCUCCGCGUGGAAGACCCGAAGGACAUCGACAAACUGGACAUGGUGGCGCCCUCGAACCGACACCGCUUCCGAAGGCCGGAGCUCGAGUCCUACGUGCCCUUCUUGGACACGGCUCUGCCUGUUGUCCACCCGUAAUAGUUUUAUAAUAAUGAUAUAAUAAUAAUAAUAAUAAUAAUAUAGUAAUAGUGUUGGUGGGCUUCCCGAGUAGGACUUGGUUGAAGAGCCUGGUCUCGGUAAAAUAUGUGUAUGGCAGAUUUGGCUUGUGAAGGUAUGUAUGGCAUUGCAGAUUUGGCUUGUGAAGGUAUGUUUAUGACAGAUUUGGCUUGUGAAGGUAUGUUUAUGACAGAUUUGGCUUGUGAAGGUAUGUUUAUGACAGAUUUGGCUUGUGAAGGUAUGUAUGGCAUGACAGAUUUGGCUUGUGGAAAUAUGUGUAACGUUACAGAUUUGGUUUGUGAAGGUAUGUGUAUCGUUACAGAUUUGGUUUGUGAAAGUAUGUAUAUCGUUACAGAUUUGGCUUGUGAAAUAUGUAUAUCAUUACAGAUUUGGCUUGUGAAAAUAUGUGUAACGUUACAGAUUUGUUUUGUGAAAAUAUGUAUGACAUUACAGAUUUGUCAUGUGGAAAUAUGUAUAUCAUUACAGAUUUUUGUGAAAAUAUGCAUAACAUAACAGAUUUGUCUUGUGAAAAUAUGCAUUACAUUGCAGAUUUGUCAUGAAAAUAUGUAUAUUUCAGAUUUGUCGUGUGAUUUUUACUUAAUAGACUUGCUUGUCGACUGAAUGUUGGAGUUAUCAUGUGUAAUGUGGAGAGGAAACCUUUGUCACGUGAUGAGGGAUGUUUUCCUGUGGUAAUGAUGUACGUAUGAUGGGAUGAUGACGUCACGCAUCCUAGUGGGAUCGUUAGGUACCUGUCACUCAUCGGGUCAUAAGCAACUUCGUUAAUUUUUUUGUGUCUGUCUUUGUCAACUCCAUUUUUGUGGGUUUAUGUAUCUCCAUAAUUUUUUUUUAUGUGCAUGCAUCAAUUAUCAC